UAUAUUCCUUCUUUUUUGUUUAUUUACUAUUCUGUCUCCCACAAUAUUAUUGUGUUAUGCGCCAACGUAUGCCACACUUUGUAUAGUGUACAGAAGAAAGUGCGUGCGACUAGGGACGGAGGGAAGUACCACGACAACUGGCAGUCGGGCUUCGCGCCCAAUAGCCGUUCCAUUAUCUCGCUUACGGCUCAGAGCCCUGCCAUUCCUUCCCUCCACGUCUCAAGCGAGGCAGCGACUUGCCCAUCCCAACCCAAGAUUCAAAUCUUUCAAUCUCUUAUCGUACUCUCCACCGUAUCGCAACUAUGGCAACAAUGUCUAACAAUGAUCGCGAUAUGGCACAGCCCAUAUGCCAGAACUGCACGACAUCAACAACUCCUCUAUGGAGGAGAGAUGAAAUCGGCUCCGUACUCUGCAACGCCUGUGGCCUUUUCCUCAAGCUCCACGGUCGCCCUCGUCCGAUAAGCCUCAAAACAGAUGUUAUCAAAAGCCGAAACCGCGUCAAGACCUCCGGUGCCGCGCAAGGUCAAAAGAAGAAGAGCCUCUUUGACGCAUCGAACGGACUUGGCGACGCGCGAUCGCAAGCCAACACUCCUCCCCCGACUGGACUCGGCGGCCAUCGUCGCACAUCUCAUAAAUCGCAAAAUGGCCAUUCUGAAGGGUCGCACUCGCCAAUAUCGCGAACCGGGACUCCAUCGAUGUAUGGUAAUCGCAUGGCGCCAUUCAAUGGGUCCGAACUUACCGAUCAUCAACUUCAUUCGCCUUCGUUACCACAAAUGCACUUGCGCGCCUCAUCGCCUGGUCGAUCCGAGUCAUCCGUCAACGGCGACCGCCACCUGGACGUACCGCAGACAUACGAACAGCUUCUCGCCGCGAAUGCCUCUCUCAAAACUCGCGUCAGCGAGCUCGACUUGAUCAACGAGCUCUUCCGGGGGCGCGUCACACAGCUAGAACAAGACGAAGCCAAUGCGCGACGAGGCGAGGAGAUGAAGCGGGACUCUGAGCGCACUCUGCGCCAGCACCUUGAAGAAUCGCAGAGACGCGAGAACCAGCUCAAGCGACGCCUUGAUGACCUCGAGCGCGAAGUGGCCGAGAUGAACGAAGGCAAUGAGUCGCGCCACAAGAAGAUACGCCUGGAUGUUGCGGUGGAGGACAGCGAGGUCUCUACGCCCACGUCCGCCACAUGAAAACACCCCCAACAUUCCUAUUGCUUUGUCGAUGAUACCACGUAACGGCCUUUAACACACACACACACCACUUUGACGCUCGAUGGCCUCUUUUUAUCGCCUCUUUUUUUAUUAACUUUCUUGUACCACCACCAAACUCUUAGCCUCCUGUUCUUUGCAACGGGGAUCAGCGCUGGCUUUUUAUAACGGAUGGGACAGCAGGGUCCUCUUCCGGUUUUUUUAAUGCGUUACUCAACUUAAUAGAGUUUUACAACCUGUCAGCGCCUUACUUGGGCGGCGCUGGAUCAUGUCGGGGGAGGGAAUAGAUGUUUCUUUCGACAUGGCGGAAUGGAUGACGGGACGAAUGGGAUGGAGUGCGGAGUAUAUGGGCAACCGCCUUGCUAAUGUUUGUAAAACCAAACCCAAAAGUUAUAGCCCUUGAAAAGGAUAUUCACAUUACGAACU
This is a messenger RNA of Pseudogymnoascus verrucosus, 1628 nucleotides long. RefSeq lists its product as uncharacterized. Lineage: Eukaryota; Fungi; Ascomycota; Leotiomycetes; Thelebolales; Thelebolaceae. The transcript has 2 exons. Gene Ontology annotation, molecular function: DNA-binding transcription factor activity, RNA polymerase II-specific; RNA polymerase II cis-regulatory region sequence-specific DNA binding; zinc ion binding. Bases 303 to 1184 code for a protein of 293 amino acids. Gene Ontology annotation, biological process: negative regulation of transcription by RNA polymerase II; positive regulation of transcription by RNA polymerase II. The record is from RefSeq and is a predicted model, not a curated record.